AAAAUCAAAUCCAAUUGAGAAAACCCAACUUCAAAUUCGAGAUCUGAAUUUAGGGAUCUCAAAUUGAAGAGGAUGACGAAGGAUUUCCCAAUUCCACCGGUUGUUUUCCCUCCCAGUGGAUCAUCUCCGGCCACCGCAAAUGUUCAGCAACGCCGAGUUCCCACAGCUCCUUACCAACCACCACGUUCUUCCCCCGGUUCAUUUUCAAUCCCUUUCAUGCCAUCUGAAAUCGGAUCCUCCGUCGCUACUUCAGUACCGGCCGGACCAUUCAGCGGAACAAUCUCUUCUUCAUCAUCUUUCGGUAGAGGAGUCUCUGCUUCGUUUGAAGAUGAGGAGCCUUUACUCGACGAACUCGGUAUCCAUCCAGAUCAAAUCUGGAAGAAAACUAGAUCGAUUCUUAAUCCCUUUCGAAUCAAUCAGACUGUUCACAAAGAUUCAGAUCUCUCUGGUCCGAUCUUCUUGUACCUUGCGCUUUGCUUAUUUCAGCUUCUCGCUGGGAAGAUUCAGUUUGGUGUUAUUCUUGGUUGGGUUGUUGUUUCCUCUAUUUUCUUGUACAUUGUCUUCAAUAUGCUUGCUGGUCGAAAUGGGAAUCUUAAUCUUCAUACUUGUACGAGCUUAGUUGGUUACUCUCUGCUUCCGGUUGUGAUUUUGUCUGCGGUGUCGUUGUUUGUGCCACAAGGUGCUGGUCCGGUUCGGUUUGUGCUUGGGGCGGCGUUCGUGUUGUGGGCUACUAGAGCUUGUUCUAAUCUGGUGGUGUCUCUUGCUGAUGGAGGAGAAGAACACCGUGGUUUGAUAUCGUACGCCUGUUUCUUGAUCUAUACUCUGUUUUCGCUUCUCGUUAUCUUUUGAAUAUCGAUAGAUUGUUCAUCUUUCCUGUUCCAUUUCCAAGUAGCUUAAUUUGAAAUCUUAAAGGUGUUUAUGGUGAAAUAGCUGAGACAUUGUAAAGGUUUUUUGAUAACUUUAGAGGAAGUUGUUGUUGAUGUGGUUUAAGUAAUUGGAUUUGAUGUUCUUUGAUCUCUUACUAUUGGAAAUCUCUUAACUUUUAUGCUAUAUUCAUUCUUUUGUGGUCCUCUUUGACAGCUUCUUGACAUGAAUUGUUAUUUGACUGUGAGCGUAUUCAACUACUCAUUUUAAGCAUAUAUGUGUUGAACUAAUGCAGUUUUGGAAGAGCUUAGAAUGGUUCUGUUUUGUUAAAGGCCAGUUGUGUGUUGGGAAGAAAGUCACUAAGAUGUUUUGAUUAAAGCCACUUAGGUUGAUUCAACUACGAUGAUAUUAUAAGUGACUAGAGAGAAGUGUGUGGUUUGGCUUGAGAUUGUUCUAUUAGUAGGGUAAACUUUUUGCCAUCAGCGGAAUUCCCUUGGCUACUGGAGAAAGAUAAGAGUGUUGGCUUGAAAGUGUUGUUGAGGUUUCAGAGGAAGUAAUAGAGGUGAACUUUGGAC
Arabidopsis arenosa is the source of this 1439-nucleotide messenger RNA. NCBI's taxonomy places the organism in Eukaryota, Viridiplantae, Streptophyta, Magnoliopsida, Brassicales, Brassicaceae. The record is from the annotation of a GenBank genome assembly.